This is a messenger RNA of Cryptomeria japonica (Japanese cedar), 456 nucleotides long. RefSeq lists its product as uncharacterized. The coding region runs from base 1 to 456 and encodes 151 amino acids. The record is from RefSeq and is a predicted model, not a curated record. The transcript is spliced from 3 exons. Lineage: Eukaryota; Viridiplantae; Streptophyta; Pinopsida; Cupressales; Cupressaceae.
AUGGAUGAGAACAGGAGAGGAGCGAAAAUUGGUUUCAGUGGCUGUCCAUACGGUGAGAUUCGGAAGCAGGGUCUUCAGCAUUACGAAAGAGGCGCACAUGUGACCAGUUUUGGUCUGAUAAAACAGACUUCUUUGAGACGGUACGGCCAUGGAAUAUGGUUGCUGAGGCCGCACAGGUGCCCAAUCCAUGAGGCUGACUCCAAGGAUAAUUCUAAGGAUGAGGAUGUUAAUGUGGAUGAGGAAAAACAGACUGAAAUCCCUAAUGAGAACAUGGACGAAGAAGACGAAAUUAAAGAAGAAAACAACAAAUCGGAAAAUGAGGCUGACUCUCAGGAUAAUUCUAAGGAUGAGGAUGUUAAUGUGGAUGAGGAAAAACAGACUGAAAUCCCUAAUGAGAACAUGGACGAAGAAGAGGAAAUUAAAGAAGAAAACAACAAAUCGGAAAGUGAACAUUAG